Molecule: messenger RNA, 10709 nt
Organism: Drosophila grimshawi
Lineage: Eukaryota; Metazoa; Arthropoda; Insecta; Diptera; Drosophilidae
Gene: nonC
Product: serine/threonine-protein kinase Smg1
Exons: 9
Coding region: 36-9818 (3260 amino acids)
Biological process (GO): negative regulation of macroautophagy; nuclear-transcribed mRNA catabolic process, nonsense-mediated decay; TOR signaling
Cellular component (GO): TORC2 complex; TORC1 complex; nucleus
Molecular function (GO): protein serine/threonine kinase activity; protein binding
Source: RefSeq, a predicted model, not a curated record
AAACAGUUCGUCGGUGGCGCAAACUAAAUACGUAUAUGAUCACCAGUCGCGGUGAUCUUUCAAUGCAAAGCCCCGCUUUCCAACUGGAUAAAAGCAACGGUGUCGAUGGCAGCGUGGAAACACCACUAAGCGAUGUGACUGGUCAGAGUAACACUGGCAACAGCAACACAAACAGCAAUUGCAAUAGUAACCACCACAAUGGCAAUCACUACAAUCACAAUCACAAUUGCAAACACAAUAAUAUCAAUGAGACAGCGUUGUGGUCAAGAUCACACGAUAUGAAGGCAUCAAAACCCGUGCUGCGCAAUAUAAACACUGAUAUGACCAAAGGGAUACAACGGAAAUCGCAUCAGGGCAAGAUGCAAUUCACGGGCAACGAUCGCGAUGCCAAACAGCAGUUGGCCAACGAUGAUCUGCGCAUGUCGAAGAUAAUGCGGCGACUGCACAACGAAUCGAGCCCAGCUGCCGCAUUGGAAUUGUGUAGCAAACUGGAAAUGGCUGUGCGUACGCCGGUUAACAUGGGUUAUUUGACACGAUCUUUCGAUGUGAUCCUCGAUGGAAUGUUGGCGCUAUUCAAACAAUGCCCCCCCUUGGUGGUCGAGGAGUGCUGUAAGACGCUCGGUUUGAUUGGCUACAUAAAUCGCAUGUCGUAUCCCAUCUACGAAGAGUUUAUUGUGAAGAACUAUCGCACAAAUAAAAAAAUGCAAAAGUAUUUAAUUGUCGCGCUACGCACGACCCUGAGCUGCGAUCACAACAAAUGCGAUCUACACAUUUAUGCGGACAAGAUAAUGCAUCUGCUGAAGGACUUCCUGGAGGCAGCGGAUAAUCCGGACAAUUUUAUUGCGAUUAGCGAGUGUAUUGUACAAUUCUCGCACAAUUAUCGCGAUGCCUUCGAGUGCCAUUUUACAAAUGUGGUGGACAUCAUAAUUGGCUGGCAGCUGGAGAUUGGCCAGCCCAAACAGCUGAAAGCCCAUUGUGCUUAUGUACUGGAACAGCUAACGCCGUACUUUAGCAAUCAGUUGAACUUCAGCUAUGGCCUGCUCCAUCAGUUCAUCGAGGAUAUCCAAACGGAGCUUGACGGCGAACGGAUCGGUGCCUUCGUCGGUGCCUUUAAUACCCUACUCAAGUGCCUGACCCGCAUGCGAAUAACAUGCGAGUCGAUUGUCUACCUUGCCCUGUCGCAUCUGACCAAAAUGCUGCCCGAUGUGCUGAUGCAGCUGCAUCACGACAAUAACAAUGACAACAACAACAAAGUUGGAGACGACGCCGACGACACAAACAACUCAAACAACGAUGCCUUAAUCAACAUAAAUGAGCUCUUCUGCAUUUGCCUGCUGAAUGGCUACAGUGAACCGGAUGCAGCCACAUUAAAUCAACUGAUCCACUUGCAGUUCGUGCAUAUAACAAAACUGCGACAAUCUCAACAGCUGAGCUGCAUGUAUUUAUUAUUGUGCACGGUGCGCAAACUUCGUGCACGCUUACCCAACACACUCGUCCAACUGAUCUUUCAAUCGGAGUCCCCAUUUCUUGCGGAGAUUCGUGUGCGAAGCGAGCAUGCGGCAUAUAAGCUACUGUUGCGCUGCUGCCAGGAGACGUUGCUCAUCCGGAAUGUGCCGCUGCUGCAGCUGGCAUACAAACAACUCGUCGCGGACAUUGACAAUUGUAUGAGCCGCAUUGCAGAUGCCCCAAUGGAGACAAAUGCGAGUGCAUUGCUCACCUUCCAAUUGGCCGCGUUGGCCUCGCUGGCCAAGCAAACCGCAUCCAUUAUUGGCAUGUACGCCUGCAAGCCAUCCAUAUUACAGCUGCUGAUUGACAAUUGUCGCGCCGAGGAGCUGAUCAUCUGGUCGAAGCAUUCGUCCAGCCAUCAGGCAAUAAUUGCUCUACUCAUCGUCCACUGCCAGGCGAAUCAUAAUUUUCGCAAAAAUUCAAGUUUAUUGUGCGAUGGCAACGACAACAUCAUAUCGCAGCCGACGGCGCACAGUUUUGGGCACAUACUCAAGUUUCUGGCCCACUGUCUGUCAAAGCAGGCGGUGACACAACUAUCGCCCCUGAAUCUGCAACAGCUGCUGAACUGGACAAGCUCACUGCUCGCCGAGUGUGCCACGCAUUCAACGAUGCUGCUGCUGCACGGGGACUUCCGCACAAUAUGCGAUUGCAUUGCCAGCGUAACGCCCAAAUAUGCGCCCAUGGAGAGUGGCCAAUGUAUGCUGGCCGUGCUUGGCUAUGGCUGCAGCAAUCUCAGCCGGCAACUGCUCGAAUUAUAUCGCGAUACGGCGUUACAGCAACUGAAAGCGUUGUGCAGCAGCAGCAUCCAUUCGAUAUAUGCCCAGAUCUAUGCCCAAUUGCCGUUACAUUUGACAAUUGUUAAACGGUGUGCCAUCGGCAUUGGCUGCAGCACGCAUGUCAGCAUCUGGCAACAGCGUUUGAGCCAAUGCAGCGCCGUACGCGAUAAUGUCUUUCGCGAUUUUGUGGAACGUCUGCAGACGCCGGAGGAGCAACCGUUGCCCGUUGACGGCUCUCUGCGUGCGCUAUUCGUGCGCAGCUGUCAGGUGAAUGUGCUCGAUGAGCGCCAAGAGAAAUUGACACAGUGUACGCGACGCUGUCAGUGUUUGGCCAGCGCCUGGCUGCAACACGAGGCGGCACGCUAUUGUCUUGAUCAGAAGUUGCGCACCACGCUCGGCAAGCCGCAGGACACGUUUCUGGCCAUCGAGGCGAUUGUGAUGCGCUAUGCUCGAUUGCUCAACGGCUGUGCCAAGGAUGCGGAGCGUCAGACCUUCGAUGAGAUGUCGCUGCAACAGCUGUGCAAUACACAGGCCAAUCUCAGCAUGCUGCUGGGCUUCCUCGAUGCGCUCGAGAAGCACAUCUAUAAUGCCGCCGAGGGCAGUGCGUUCGCAUUGCGUGCCCCCGAGAAGCCAGUGAGUGCAUUCUUUCGCCUCAACAAUCCCACAUGCCAGUCCUGGUUCAAUCGCACACGCAUCGGUGUCGUCAUCAUUGCCAUGCACUGCCAGCAACCAGAGCUGGCCGUACGCUAUGCCCAGGAAAUAUUACAGACGCCAAAGUCCCAGGACUGCUCAUUGCACAGCCAGGCGAUAGUUUAUUUAGCCUGGGCGCACAUCCAUUGCGGUGAAUCGGAUGCGUUGCGUGGUUUGCACGUCUGGGCGCGCUCAAAGAGCGAGAAGAGCUAUCAGUGGCUGUUGCAUGCAUCCGAUCAGGCUGCCGGUCGCAGGGAUCAGGCAUUGGCCGGCUAUCGCAAUGUGCUCGACGAUGAGCAGCAGGCGGCCGAGUUGGAGCCGCAUACACGUCAAUUUGUGCUCUCGCAAUUGAUUGAGUGUCUGCACAGCACCGGUCAAUGGGCGCAAUCUGUUAACUUGAAGUUGCAAUUGAAACGCAACGAGGAGCAUGCUGACAUUUUCAAUCCAUUUCUGCAGAGGAGCAGCGUGCAAGUGAGCGCCAUGGAGUCCCUGUUGUCCAAAUAUGAUGGCCAGUUGAGAUCGGAUGAACUAAAUGCAGCACUGCACAAUCUAAGCAUUUGGCCCACUGGCGAACUAGCUGCCAAUCAGCAAAAACAGCCAGCCAGCUUUGCGGCCAGCUAUGUGCACGACAAACUGGAGCAGGCAGUGCUGCGUCAGACGCUCGAUCCGCACGAGAUGUUCGAGAUGCAGCAGUCACUGCUGGACACGAAUUGGCGCGAAUCUUUGCUCAACACCAGCCACGAACAAGGCCAUUGGCAGCAGUUGACAUUGCUGCAGCACAUUGUUGCCCAACGGCCGGAGCACGAGCAUCUGACACUGCUGCCACUGGAUCGAGAGGAUGCGCUGCAACAGAGUUGCAUAACGAGCAGUCUGCUAUUGCGUUGCAUGGCCUGGACACAGCUGUUGCGUCGCAAUUGUGUACGAGACACCGAGGGCACAUUGCAUGUGGACACAGCGAUGUUGGCACGCGAGGAGGGCAAUCAUUUGACCAGUCAAGCAAUAUUGGAACAAUACUUUGGCGAACCGCUGACCCAAAUCGCCGGACAAUUGCUGCGGCAACCGUUGGACACAACCGAUGAUCAGUUGCUACGCGGCUACAGCGAGAUGGCCAAGUGUUUGCAUCAAUCGCAACAGCAGCCACAGCUGCACUGCACCGAACUCAGCUCCAUCAACAUAUGCGCCGCACUCUGCCUCAAUAUCCAGAAACAGCAGCAGGAGCAGCAGCAGCAGGUGGGUGCUGAGCUCCUGUUGACUCUAUCAGAUUGGAUAAGUGCGCGCAGCUGCAGUGGCUUGGCCACAAAUAUGUCGGCCACGUUGCAACAGCUCUUGGACCAGCUGCCCGAGUGUCCAUUAACUAGCAACAGCAACAGCAGCAGCAGCAACAGUAGCAACAGCAGCAGCAGCCUUCUACAGCCACAUGGCGAACGUGUUGUGGCACGGCUAAUCUACGCCAGUUUGCAGCAGCGGCCCGAUAACGAAGAAGCAUUGAUUGCGUAUGGCAAUUGGUGCUAUCGCUGGGGCAAAAAGAUUGUCGACAACGGUUGCAUUUUGAGUCCAGUGGACAUCAAUGCCAUUAGUAGCGAACUGGGCGGCGGAACUGAUGCGCUCGACAACGAUACGCUGCAGGAGCUGAUGCAGGCGCUGCGCAUGGAAUCGCCGCCGGGCAGCAGCUGCGAAGAGACGGACCUGCAAACGGAUGCACAAUGUGAGCAGCGACUGCGUCGCCUUGAAUUGCUCGCACAUCGGCCGCCGAGCACACUGGACAUGAUUGUGCGCAUCUGGCGGCGUGCGAUGGCUCAAACAUUUGAUUACUACAAGGCGGCGGCACACUCAUACUUUCACUAUCUCAGCUUGAAGGGAUCGGGAACGCAGCAAUCUCGUUUCCAUGUCGACGAUAGCAAUAUGGUGACAACCACAUUGCGAUUGCUACGGCUGAUUGUGAAGCAUGCGAGCGGUUUGCAGGAUGUACUCGAGCAGGGACUGAAGACGACACCGAUUGGACCCUGGAAGGUGAUCAUACCACAGCUCUUCAGUCGCCUCAAUCAUCAUGAACCGUAUGUGAGGCAGAGUGUUUGUGCCUUGCUCUGCCGCCUGGCGGAGAGUCGUCCGCAGUUGGUCACCUUUCCCGCUGUCGUCGGCGCCAAUCGUGAGCUGCAGGCCACGCCCCUAACCAGUACUAGCACCAGCACCGGCACCGGCAGCGGCAGCGACAGCAGCUCACCAGCAACUGAGAGCAGCUAUGCCAGCCUGUUGAGUGCCCUGACCAAACAAUCGCCCGAGGUGGUGCAGCAUGUCCAGCUGCUGGUGAAGGAGCUGCGUCGCGUCUGCCUGCUGUGGGAUGAGUAUUGGAUCCACUCAUUGGCGCACAUCUACAACAGCUAUGUGGGUCGCGUCCAUAGCAUGGCCAGUGAGUUUAAACCGGAUGAUCUGGAGGGCAAACAGAAUCGUUUCGACAGCUGGCGUCCGCAGUUGCUGCAAGAUCUGGAGGCGUUGAUAAGAUUUACGGCACGCGAACCGGAGACAAGCUAUGAGCGCAAUUUCAAGCGACGUUUCGAUGCGCCCAUCAAGCACACACUGGACGCACUGCGUCAUCAACCGUAUCCGGAGGCAUGGGACAAACUGAAACAGCUUUAUCACAUCCUCCAAUCGAACAUGCUGCGCGGCACAAGCAACACCCUCAAAAUGCGUUGCAUUAGUCCAGUGCUGUGUGAGAUUGGACGCAUGUCCAUCUCCAUGCCAGGCCUGGAUGCACAGGAUGAGCUGCAACCGAUCGUUAUUGAUCAUGUGGAGAGUACGGUAUGCAUUCUGCCCACCAAAACGAAACCCAAAAAAGUCGCCUUCUAUGGCAGCAAUGGACAAAAGUAUACGUUCCUCUUCAAGGGACUGGAGGAUCUGCAUUUAGAUGAGCGCAUCAUGCAAUUUUUAUCCAUCUCGAAUGCAAUUAUGGCCAGCAAGAAUGAUACACCGAACAGUUGCUAUCGUGCACAUCACUACUCUGUCAUACCACUGGGCCCCCAAUCGGGUCUAAUCAGUUGGGUUGAUGGGGUGACGCCGCUGUUUGCGCUCUACAAGAAGUGGCAACAACGCCAGCCGGAUGCCGACGCAUCUGCCUCGUCGCGCCGCCUCACCGAUUUCUUUUACAGCAAACUAUCGCCGCUGCUGGCCAAGCACAAUAUGCUCGUGACUGAUCCCCGUCGCCAGUGGCCCCUCUCCGUGUUGCGUCAGGUGCUCAACGAACUGAUGCAGGAGACGCCCAAAGAUCUGCUCGCCAGGGAGCUGUGGUGUCAGGCCGGCUGUGCGGCCGAAUGGCGUCAAUCGGUUCGUCGCUAUACCAGCUGCAUGGCCGUCAUGUCUGUCAUUGGCUAUGUAAUCGGGCUGGGCGAUCGCCAUCUGGACAAUGUGCUCAUCAAUUUGAGAAGCGGCGAUAUCGUACACAUCGACUAUAAUGUCUGCUUUGAAAAGGGUCGCACCUUGCGCAUACCGGAACGUGUGCCCUUCCGCCUUACCCAGAACAUGGUGCAUGCCUUGGGCAUAACGGGCAUCGAGGGCUCGUUUCGUCUGGGCUGCGAGUAUGUCCUUAAGGUGAUGCGCAAAGAGCGGGAAACAUUGCUCACCCUGCUCGAGGCGUUUGUCUACGAUCCCCUCGUCGAUUGGACGAUCAACGAUGAUGCAGCGGCUCUGCGACGUGCCGUCAAUGCCAAACCCUCGUCGACCGCUUCCAAUGAGAUGAAAUGCCUGAAGAAGGACAAGUCGAAGAACAAGUUGCACGAUUGGGAUGCCAAACGGCGGCACCUUGUCGGCAAGCUGAACCAGUGCCAAAAGUUUUGGAGCUCGGCCAAACUGAAAAUACUGCCGCAGCUGUCGGAAAUGGUGGUCGAGAUUGGGAAGCUGCAACAGAUGCAGGCGCAGCGUCUCAGCGCCGACCAGGAGCUGGUCAAUCUGAAUAAGCGUUCGGCUCUGAUAGCCGAAAUCAAUUCACUUGGCACGGCGAUCGAGAGUCACAGUUUCAAUACGGCCUCGUCACGCUAUGCCAUCAAGCGUCGCCACGAGGAAAUGCUGGCCGAACAGACGGUCCAGUGUCGCGCGGACUACGAACGGGUGCAGUGCCUCCUGGCCAGCUAUAAUCAAUGCCUGCAACAGUCGCAGCUCAUCAAGUUCAGUGCGUGUCUCGUUCACUUAAAAUUGGUGGCCGGCAACUGGAACACCAAUUACGACCAGCUACAAGAACAGGUGCAUGGCCAUCUGCCCGGCGACAUUUUGGAGGAGUUAAAUAGCACACGCCACCGGCUGGGCAAGCUCUCCGUCCGUCUGAGCGAUCUGGGGCUACAGUGUGUGGAGCAUAUGCUGCAAUAUGCAUCGAUUAUGUUUUACUAUCCGAUGCAGGCGAAUCGCAAGAACAAGUAUGUGCGAUUCCGCGACACGUAUGCACAGCAUCUGCGCCAUAUGGCAGAUAGCAGUUGUGGCAGCGUCUGUAGCAAUAGCAAUAGCAUUGCCCCCAGUCCGAUGUGCCACAUCAAUGUUGGCGAACAACUGAAGAUUGUUGAAACACUGGAAACGGUUUGGGUGCAACUUACCUGUCAGCUGUAUGAGUUGCAGCAGCAAGUUAGCAAUGUAGCAAAAGAACCGCAACCGCAAUCCGUAGACACGAUCCAAGAGAGUAACUUCAGCCAGAUGCUGCACAAUGCGGCACUCAUCCACACGAUGGAUGAGGCAACUGCUGCAUUUACCAACUACGAGAAAUCCGCUUUGGCUACACACGACACAAAAUUGACGCAACAACAAUUGCAGUUCAUAAAGCAUGUGCGCACCAUGUGCCGCAAACUUGCCGGGGAUUCCGUGCACUCCGUCCAGUCCGAGCAGGCCAGAGAGCAGCUGAGCGAACUUGACACGGCGCUCGACUCACUGAUUAAGUUGCAGUCCUUCUUCAGGGAGGAAUUGCCCGUGAGCAUCUUUCGCCUGCUGCUGCUCAGUCCCAAUUUGGAUGAUUUGACAGCGCUGCUGCAGCUGAGCAGCAAAGCGCUGAGUGAACGAUAUUCGCAGGCACUGUCACAACACAAAGAGCAGGAGGAGCACCACCAUCUGCCGGAGGAGAAAUCAUCAGUUCCGCUGCCCACUGUCAGCGAUCAGUUUAUGCCCUGUCUACAGUCGGGACACGAACAGUUCGAGAAGCUCGAUCAGUUUAUGCUCUGUCUACAGUCGGGACACGAACAGUUCGAGAAGCUCACCAAGGCACUGGAACGAAUUGAACGCACCAUUAAAUUGAUAAUCGAUGAUAUUCCGGAUGAUCAGACACAGCAAUAUAUGGAACUGAGCAUAUUGAAGAACGCGAGCAGAGAGCAUCUUAGUGGCGCCGUUUUCUUUGAGCUGGUGCUGCAAACGCUGCGCUCCAGUCAGAGCUACAAUAUCCGGCUGAUGGGUGGCCCCGUGCACAACUUUAUGCAUCGUUUGCAACAGGAUUAUAUUGUGGGUCUGGUGCCGCUGUUGUCCUAUGCAUUCUAUACGAAUUGCGGUACACGUUGCCACGAGUUGGCCGCGCUCUCCGAUUGUCCGACGCAAUUGCUGCAACUGUGUGAUGGCUUCUUUGCAUCUCUCCAAGCGAAGGCAACGUUGCUACAGCAAAAGCGCGAUAUAUCGCAGCUCAGUCAACAGAUCGAGACACUGACGCUAAUUGCAUCGGCCCAUUAUUGGGCCUAUGGUGAACUGCUCGAUUACGAGCUGUCUUCCCCACACAUCAUAAGUCGGCAGACGUUGUGCAAAGCUAUCUACGAGAAUUGGCAGACACUCGACGAGAGCUCAGCGGUCAUGGAGCAGCUGGUUCAUCAACUGAACUCACAGCUGGAACAGCUGCAGGGCCAUCGCAGCAACUGGAAUCGCAAUCACAUCGAUAGUCUGCUGCGCAUUGAUGAGCGGUUGCAUAAAAGGACCCUCAAUCACUUGGACAUGAUUGGUGAUGUUAGCAAUUGCGCCAGCGCCCUCUGCAGCAUCGAGCAAAUGGGUACAAUUGGUCAGGAAUCACAACAGCAACAACAACAGUUGCCCGAGCACAUGGAAUCCUGGCUGCAAUGCUAUGCCCAGUGGCAGGAGAGCAAUGCACGGAUCAGUGCUGUCGAGCAGGCCGUUGUGCAGCUGCUCGAUCCCGAGGGUGGCAUCGAUCAGUGCUGGUUAACGAAUGUCCAAGGACUGCUCGAGGAUUACACGUGCAAGGUACAGCGCGAGAUAUCGACGCUCGAGACCGAGCAGCAGACGCGUCACACAUUCAUUUGCACCCUUCUCAAGGAUAUUCUGCGUCAGCAGGAGCAUAUGCCACGCAUUUAUAUGAGGAACAUGUGCGCCGAGCUCGAGGAUCAGACGAGUGGUUCGGGCAAAUUGAUUCCGCUGGAUGUGCAGCUGCUGUGCGGUCAUGUGCGCGACUCCCAGCGCAAAUUGUUGAACUUCUUCCAGCUGUUGGUGGAGCUGCGCAAGGAUCUAAGCGGCGAUCGCCAUGCUAUGCAACCAAGCACGCUAGCCAGUUGGCAACAGCAGCUGUUGCUUAUCCAGGAGAUGAUCAACCACGAUGUCGAUGACUUUUUCAAGAGCAUCGAUGAGUUCCUGCAGCAUGCUGCCGAUGGCGAUUCGCUGCCAUAUGAAACAUUUACGCAUAACAAGGGUGCUCCAAAUUCGCAUGAGCAGAAGAGAAAUGCGUACGGGGUAUCCGUGUGGAAGAAGAUACGCAUGAAACUGGAGGGACGCGAUCCGGAUAGCAAUCAACGGAGCACCAUUGCAGAGCAGGUGGACUAUGUGAUACGCGAGGCAACUAAUCCAGAUAAUCUGGCCAUAUUAUACGAGGGCUGGACGCCGUGGGUCUAACGGUCACCGAACCGGAUAGUGCGAUAACUAAAUGCAUAUAUUGCAAAACAAGGCAUUACGUAUGUUUUCGAGGCUGACUACAGUGGAACUCGAUUUGACUGGACGCUGCGAAGUGGUCUGCCUGUAGCUGCCAAUAUUUGUGCGCAUAUAUAGAAGUUCAGGUUGGGGUCAUCUGUCGCUUUAUUAGCGCUAUGCCCCUCUCCCACCAACUUCCUCUUCCACAAAAAAAAAAAAAGAAAAACAAACAAAAAAACCACCAAUGCUCGAAAAGUAAAGUCGACUACAAUCAAUGAAUUGAAAAUUGAAAGACACAAAGACAAUAUCGUUUCGGUUGCUUUCGUCCAUAUUACGGCCACCCCUCCGCCCUCAAUUAUGCAAAGCGGGGGAGGGAUGGAGGUAGGAGUAGGAGACCAAAACUCAGACUCUGGACGCACGACAAAGAGUAAAAACGAAAUCGCCAGGCCUUGGAUUUAUUUCAGAAUUUUAAAUUAAUUUUUAGUUUAUAAAGAAAACAACUUUAUAAUUUCACUUACUUAAUUUUAAGCACAAAGCUUUUUUUAAUUUAGAGUUUAAUCAUUUCAAUCAAACUUAUCCUAUACCCAUCUAAUUAAUCAAUAUUCACACACGCAUCCAUUUGACAGGUGCAAUCAAAUUGGAAUUUGUUACCUAAUUAAUUUGUUAAUUUACAGCCUUUAUCUUUCGUUAAUUGAUUUUUGCGCUGAUUAAUGAUUAAUACUAAAUGCCUAAAGAUUACGAGAAAUGCAUGAUAAAUAAAUGUGUUUCAAUCAGUUCCAUUUCGGAUGAGUAUGUCAACUAAUUAAGCAAUUACACAACUUGUACAAGGAUUCACAAAUCAAGCUACAAAUAAACAAAAACUUCGUGUACCAAAAA